This is a messenger RNA of Seriola aureovittata, 3733 nucleotides long. It is a transcript of the gene hoxa3a, whose product is annotated as homeobox A3a. NCBI's taxonomy places the organism in Eukaryota, Metazoa, Chordata, Actinopteri, Carangiformes, Carangidae. The transcript is spliced from 4 exons. Gene Ontology annotation, cellular component: nucleus. Gene Ontology annotation, molecular function: RNA polymerase II cis-regulatory region sequence-specific DNA binding; DNA-binding transcription factor activity, RNA polymerase II-specific. The coding region runs from base 1527 to 2786 and encodes 419 amino acids. The record is from RefSeq and is a predicted model, not a curated record. Gene Ontology annotation, biological process: regulation of transcription by RNA polymerase II.
GGUGUUUGAGAGAUUUCCAGAUGUUUUAUUACAUCCAAACACACACAGCAGCACCUCCCAGGCCUCUGGUAGAUAACAUAGGUAUUAGGCUUGUUAUCUAAACCGCUUCCUAUAGGUGUGAAUCUUAUUGAUGUUUUAAUAAAGUUAUCCACAGUCGAAUAUGAAAGAAAAAAAAAAAAAAAAAAAACUAGUCCACACAGCAACAAGUAGACUGACCUGUAAAAACAGAACCGUUAUCCACGCUAGAAUAACUUCCAGUAAGUGGAUAAUAGCCGAGAUGACCUGGCCCAUAUUUAUACAGGGACGAUAUAUAAUAGAAUGGCAGCAGACUGUAAAUUUAGAUAUCAUGUGAAGUCGUCUUACCGCUGACAUUAUGUUGACAUAUUGCCUCUCAGGUGGUCUCUCGGCCAUAGGGAUACAGUGGAUAUAUGGUAGACAGUACACCAGCUGCCAUCUACAAUGAGUCAGGCAGGCCUGUAAGAUACACAGGACAGCAGCAGCUCUGCCUCACAGCAACAGUGUGCUAACAUGGAAAAAAAAAAAAAAAAACAAGAAUGCAUUUUUUUUUCUUGAAGAGCAAAAGCAGAGGCCCUCCCUUCCUUCCUGUGGCUGCUGAGUAAAAGAAGAAUUCACCUGUUUUAAGUCUCCUGCAUCAGCAUUUUCCCCCCCAAAAAAGUCGAAUUUCAGAGACGAAGCUCGACGUAGUGAAAGAAAAAGAAAAUGUUUUUAAUAUGAAAUAUAUAGGCUGCCUCUGUAGCUGGUGAGAUUUCCAUUCUUCACAGAUCUUCAUAGUUUCACAGUUCGUGUGUUUUUAUAGAUAGUUGCAGGUUUUCUGCACAUUUAAAAAAAAAAAAAAAAAAAAAAAAUCCUCUGGGGACCUCCCUUGGAUGCUGACCCCCGCACUAUAAGUGUUCCCCAACAGACCCUGCAAAACUGAAGUCCAAGUCCGGGGUGAAUCCCAGGUCACUGCGUCUAACAGAUAUGAAAAUGUCGCCUCUUUGGAGAAGGGGCACGCCUUGUUGUUUAACAAAGACUGUCAAUGGGCAAGAUUAAUCAGAAACAAAAUGGAAACGGUGUCACUUUGGGGUCAGGCAGAAGUUAUCUCUGUUUAGGGGAGAGAAUAGAAUAGAGGGGACCAGGGGGAGAAAAAAAAAGAGAAAAAAGAGUGCUUUCAAUAUUUCUGAAGUUUGGCCUCUUGUUUCUGCAGGCAGAGGCCUUGUUGACGUGGACAGUGUGGAUCCGCUUUGUGAAGAGCUGCUGCAUCUUCAAGGGACACAGAUACAGUGAGCCACCUCGGACAUGGAGAGGAAACAGGACCUGGACGUGACGGCUGGUGGCGAGGAGCACGAAAUCCAGCCAAGUAAAUUCAGGCCAUCGCGAGGUCUCCGAGACACCUUGAACUGCCUUCGGUUCACCCGAGGAGGCCAUUGGCGGAGAGGCGUCACGUGACCACGGGGUGCCAAUGUUAUUCUACAAGGGUGUCAAGACCCUGUCAGUUUCUGAAAUAAAUAUUGGGAAACGGCGAGAUGCAAAAGGCAACCUACUACGACAGCUCCGCAAUUUACAGUGGCUACCCAUAUCAAAGCGCAAAUGGCUUCAGUUAUGAUGCCAAUCAGGUCCAAUAUCCCCGGGCCUCUCAUGUGGAAAGUGAGUACCAUCGACCUGCCUGCUCCCUGCAGUCUCCUGACGGCUCCGUGGCGCUGCAGAAGCCGGGGGAGAUGGCGGAGAGCUGCGACAGGACCACAGCCAUUCAGGCGGCGCAGUCUAAGGUUCAUCCCGAAAGCAAUCAACCGCAGGUGCCGGUGUCAGGCCCACCCCCUCCCUCACAAUCCCCCGGUGCUAUCAGCCAAAACACGAGCAACGGGUCCAACCAGCCCAGUGCCAAGAACGGCUCCCCGACCUCUGGCGCUCGCAAACACAUCUUCCCCUGGAUGAAGGAAUCCCGUCAGAACACCAAGCAGAAACCCACCAGUAGCUCCAGUUCAGUGGAGAGUUGCCCCGGAGACAAGAGUCCACCGGGGUCAGCAGCAUCGAAGAGGGCCCGGACAGCUUACACCAGCGCCCAGCUAGUGGAGCUGGAGAAGGAGUUCCACUUUAACCGGUACCUGUGCAGACCCCGGAGGGUGGAGAUGGCCAACCUGCUCAACCUCACCGAGAGACAGAUCAAAAUCUGGUUCCAGAACCGCAGGAUGAAAUACAAGAAGGAUCAGAAAGGCGUCGGAAUGAUGCCUUCCCCUGGCGGACAGUCCCCACGGAGUCCCGUGGGCCCAGCCUCCGGUGGUGGCAGCGGUGGAGGAGGCGGAGGAUACCUCAACUCUAUGCAUUCUCUUGUAAACAGUGUACCUUAUGAAUCCCAGUCGCCGACGUCUUACAAUAAACCUCAUCAAAAUGCAUACGGUAUGGCCACGUCAUAUCCCCCUCCUUUGAACAGCUCCCUCAACAACUGCCCGCCCUCCCAGAAGAGGUAUCCCGGGACCGACUCGGCCACGCCCGAGUAUGACGCGCAUCCUCUCCAAGGCAAUGGCAACUACGGGACGCACAUGCAGGGCAGCCCCGUUUAUGUCGGCGGAGGUUACAUCGACUCAAUGCCCAAUUCUGGGGCCUCCGUUUUCGGUCUGACCCACCUCCCGCACCCGCCGCCCGCGAACAUGGACUACAAUGGAGCAAUCACAAUGGGCAACAGUCAGCAUCACGGAGUGUGUGAUCCGACACCGACGUACACAGACCUAACGCCGCACUACUCUCAGGGAAGAAUCCAGGAAGCGCCUAAACUGACGCAUCUGUAGCGGUGGCGCUGCCCGGAUCACUCCGCCCAUUGUCUUACCCACCUCCAGACACAUUACUGCUUUGUUUCUGCGCCUCCUCACGGCUUCCACCUUCUCUCUGCUUUUGUUUAUGUUUUCUAUAGUUUGAUGUGUGAAGUAGCGUAGGAUAAAUAAUCACGACUUGCUUGAAUUUUUCUCUAUUUGCUCGUGUCAUUGUCUCACAAAGACCUUUAUCUGGGCUGUAGGACGUCUAGUGCGGGAGGGAGGGGGGCACAGUAUAUGCAUAGGCCUAUUUAAUCUUUUUUUUUUAAAAUCUUGUUUUAAUAUUGAAACUCAAACAGGGUAUUAUGAACGUAUGUUAUUCAUUUUAAUGUGAAUUUGUCCGUCUUUUAUUUAUCCGCAGUUGAAGAAUUGUGUUUUGCAUUUUGUUGCACUUGUGAAGCCACGAGCUUGGAUUAUGAGGGAAAAAAAAUAUUUUUCAAAAAACAAGGGUCAUGAGCUAACACGCAACCUCCCUUGCUUGUGUUUUGUUCUAUUGGACUUUCUGAUGUUAUUUAUUUUUGUUUUGGUGUAAAGAUAAAAUAGUCCUUUAGUAUUAUUUGACACCCCUGCAUCUUUGUGUGGGGAGAAGGUUGGUGCAUAUUAGCGUCUCGGCCCUUUUCCAGCCCCAUACAUGUAGUCUACUCUGCACAAGCUCCCAGCAGCAGCAGCAGCAGCAGCUCACCAUGUUGCUAUUAUAGCCUAUGUUUCCAUAUUUUUUCUUCUUCUUCUUCGAGGAGGUGUUUUAUUUUCCCAGCGAAUGUAAAGUCAAUCAGUCAUUGCAAUAAGGGUGGAAAGAAGGACACACGUUAGCAGUUUCUUUAUUGAAGAAAAAAAAAAGAAACAGACAUCAUCAAUUUUUUUUUCUCGAUGUCAUACAUUCCAUGCUGCUCCAGUUCGAAGAAAUAAAUAAAAGAAUUGAAAUAUAA